AUGCUCAUCAAACCCGACGACCUUUCUACACCAGAAAUCUGCGCCCUCCUGGCCCUCCACUUCUCCGACCUCCAAAGCAAAACACCAUCCGAAUCCUGCUAUGUCCUCGAUCUCACUGCCCUCCAACAGCCCUCUAUCUCCGUGUACUCAGCCUGGGAAGGCCAAGAAUUACUAGGAUGCGGCGCGCUUAAAGAGCUCUCGCAGACCUCUGGCGAAAUUAAGUCCAUGAGGACGGCUACGGCACAUCUUCGCAAUGGUGUUGGACGCGCUAUCGUGCAACAUAUCAUUAGCGAGGCGAAUAGGAGGGGAUAUGUUUCGUUGAGCUUGGAGACGGGGACUGAUGAGUCUUUUGCGAGGGCGAGGGAGUUUUAUGCUGGGCUUGGGUUUGAGUUUUGUGAGGCUUUUGGGGACUAUGUUCCCAGUGGGGAUAACUGUUUUAUGACCUUGAAGUUGCCUUGA
Molecule: messenger RNA, 459 nt
Organism: Penicillium daleae
Lineage: Eukaryota; Fungi; Ascomycota; Eurotiomycetes; Eurotiales; Aspergillaceae
Product: GNAT family N-acetyltransferase
Exons: 1
Coding region: 1-459 (152 amino acids)
Molecular function (GO): acyltransferase activity, transferring groups other than amino-acyl groups
Source: RefSeq, a predicted model, not a curated record